This is a messenger RNA of Salvelinus namaycush (lake trout), 1389 nucleotides long. RefSeq names its product glycine receptor subunit alpha-2-like. The record is from RefSeq and is a predicted model, not a curated record. Lineage: Eukaryota; Metazoa; Chordata; Actinopteri; Salmoniformes; Salmonidae. Gene Ontology annotation, molecular function: transmitter-gated monoatomic ion channel activity; glycine binding; chloride channel activity. Gene Ontology annotation, biological process: signal transduction; regulation of membrane potential; chloride transmembrane transport. Gene Ontology annotation, cellular component: synapse; plasma membrane; neuron projection. The transcript is spliced from 9 exons. The coding region runs from base 31 to 1389 and encodes 452 amino acids.
AAGAAGUGAAGAAAUCUAAAAUCAAAAGGAAUGAAUCGCCCCUUUAUCAACGUCUUGACUGCUUUAUUUGCAUGUUUAAUGGAGACCAACAACAGCAGGGUGGUGGAUGCCAAGGAGCAUGAGUCCAGAUCAGGCUCUACUACUAACUUGUCUCCCUCAGACUUUCUGGACUCAUUAAUGGGUAGAACAUCUGGUUAUGAUGCACGAAUACGACCAAACUUCAAAGGUCCCCCAGUUAAUGUUACCUGCAACAUAUUUAUCAACAGCUUUGGUUCUAUAGCAGAAACUACUAUGGAUUACAGAGUGAACAUCUUCCUGCGACAGAAGUGGAGAGACCCUCGGUUGGCAUACAGCAAAUACCCAGACUCCUCUCUUGACCUGGACCCAUCCAUGUUGGAUUCUAUUUGGAAACCUGACCUGUUCUUCGCCAACGAGAAAGGCGCCAACUUUCAUGAUGUCACCACAGACAACAAGCUCCUGAGGGUCUUCAAAGAUGGGACCGUCCUGUACAGUAUCAGGUUGACUCUCAUUCUAUCUUGUCCGAUGGAUCUGAAGAACUUUCCCAUGGACAUGCAGAUCUGUACCAUGCAACUGGAGAGCUUUGGCUACACCAUGAAUGAUUUGAUCUUUGAGUGGGAGAGCAAGGACAAAAAUCCUGUACAGGUGGCCGCUGGGCUGACCCUUCCUCAGUUCAUCAUGAGAGAUGAGAAGGAGCUUGGCUACUGUACCAAAAGCUACAACACCGGUAAAUUCACCUGCAUUGAGGUGAAGUUCCACCUGGAGAGACAGAUGGGUUACUACCUGAUCCAGAUGUACAUCCCCAGCCUCCUCAUCGUCAUCCUGUCCUGGGUCUCCUUCUGGAUCAACAUGGACGCCGCCCCAGCCAGGGUGGCACUGGGCAUCACCACCGUGCUCACCAUGACAACCCAGAGCUCCGGCUCCCGAGCCUCCCUUCCCAAGGUCUCCUAUGUGAAGGCCAUUGAUAUCUGGAUGGCCGUGUGUCUUCUGUUUGUAUUUGCUGCCCUACUGGAAUACGCUGGGGUUAACUUUGUCUCCAGGCAACAGAAGGAGUUCCUUCGCUUGAGGCGAAGACAGAGGCGGACUCACAGGGAUGACGACAUGAGGGAUGGCUUCAAUUACUUGGGUUACGGCAUGACUCAGUGUCUGAAGGAUGGGUCGGCUGUUAAAAACGCUGUCCCAAACCCCGGCCCAGCACCACCAACCUCUAAAGAGAAAGAGGUGAUAAGGAAGAGGUUUGUGGACAGGGCCAAGAGGAUUGACACUGUGUCUCGAGCAGCCUUCCCUAUGGCCUUCCUCCUCUUCAACAUCUUCUACUGGAUAACAUACAAGGUCAUCAGGCAUGAGGACAUUGGCAUGCAGUCAGGGUAG